CCUCUCAUCUUUUUAUUUCCUUGUGAUUAUUAUUAUUACAAGUAUCAUUUUCACGAAAGUAUGCACAUUUCUCUAUUUUGUAACCGAGGUUCAUGCUUCUCUAACGAGGCACUCACUGCCCCUGAUAUUUUAGCCUGUCAAAUCUCCUGGAACAGAUGGUCCCUUCGGGGAAGCUCAGGAAAGUGCCGGGUGUCUGGUGACGCCUGGCCCCUCCCUCCCUCUUGGGGCCUCAAAUGACAAGUCAUCAAACCAGUUUCCAUCCUCUUAGGGGUCCUUGAUCCAGUAGCAGCAGGUUUUGGUUGCAGCGACUGCAGAGACCCUUUGCAGUUGGAUUUAGCAGUUACCCCAGUCCGUAGCGAGCCCUGAUCCUGGGGUUGAGAGUGAUAUCCGUCCUGUCCAAUCAGAGGCGCAGGUUUCUCCCCGGGGCCCACCCCGCUCUCCCCGCUGCCCCAAUAAGCUCGCGGAAGGCCGGGCUUCUGCUGUCAAGUAGCCGGGGUGGGCUCGGCCGCGGCGAGGAGGGGCGCCGGGCGGGGAGAUGCGCUCCCAGGUGUUUGCAGCGGAAGUGGGAAACCUGUAGGGCAUGGUCCAGCUGUGCCGCGCCGAGGCGAGCCGGAGCGGGGAACAGGUAUGUUCUGAGAGUCCCUGCCUUUUAGCAGGUGUUUAAUAUUAUCCAACUGCCAUAAAGCUAAAGCUUUUUUUUGAAAAUUGAAUCUAACAUCUACUGAACACAAGAUGAAAAUGUGGUUUCUGGUCAGUCACCUUAUGAUAAUAUAUUUUACAACCUGUUUAGCAGAGUUUACAUGGCACAGAAGGUAUGGUCAUGGAGUUUCUGAGGAAGACAAAGGAUUUGGACCAAUUUUUGAAGAGCAACCCAUCAAUACCAUUUAUCCAGAAGAGUCACUGGAAGGAAAAGUUUCACUUAACUGCAGGGCACGAGCCAGCCCUUUCCCGGUGUACAAGUGGAGAAUGAAUAAUGGGGAUGUUGAUCUGACAAGUGAACGAUACAGUAUGGUAGGAGGAAACCUUGUUAUAAACAAUCCUGACAAACAUAAAGAUGCUGGAAUAUACUACUGUUUAGCAUCAAAUAACUAUGGGAUGGUCAGAAGCACAGAAGCAACCCUGAGCUUUGGAUAUCUUGAUCCUUUCCCACCUGAGGAACGUCCUGAGGUCAGAGUAAAAGAAGGGAAAGGCAUGGUGCUUCUCUGUGAUCCUCCGUACCAUUUUCCAGAUGAUCUCAGCUACCGCUGGCUUUUAAAUGAAUUUCCUGUAUUUAUCACAAUGGAUAAACGAAGAUUUGUGUCUCAGACGAAUGGCAAUCUCUACAUUGCAAAUGUUGAGUCCUCUGACAAAGGCAAUUACUCCUGCUUCGUAUCCAGUCCUUCUAUUACAAAGAGUGUGUUCAGCAAAUUUAUCCCACUCGUUCCAAUACCUGAAAGAACAACAAAACCAUAUCCUGCUGAUAUUGUGGUUCAGUUCAAGGACGUAUAUGCACUGAUGGGCCAGAAUGUGACUUUAGAGUGCUUUGCACUUGGAAAUCCUGUUCCUGAUAUCCGAUGGAGGAAAGUCCUAGAACCGAUGCCAAGCACUGCUGAGAUCAUCACCUCUGGAGCUGUCCUUAAGAUCUUCAAUAUUCAACUAGAAGAUGAAGGCUUGUAUGAAUGUGAAGCUGAGAACAUUAGAGGAAAAGAUAAACACCAAGCAAGAAUUUAUGUUCAAGCAUUUCCUGAGUGGGUAGAACAUAUCAAUGAUACAGAGGUGGACAUAGGCAGUGAUCUCUAUUGGCCUUGUGUGGCCACAGGGAAACCCAUUCCCACAAUCCGGUGGCUGAAAAAUGGAUAUGCGUAUCAUAAAGGGGAAUUGAGACUGUAUGACGUGACUUUUGAAAAUGCUGGAAUGUAUCAGUGCAUAGCUGAAAAUACACAUGGAAUCAUUUAUGCAAAUGCUGAGUUGAAGAUCUUGGCUUUGGCUCCAACUUUUGAAAUGAAUCCUAUGAAGAAAAAGAUCCUGGCUGCUAAAGGAGGAAGGGUUAUUAUUGAGUGCAAACCUAAAGCUGCACCUAAACCAAAAUUUUCAUGGAGUAAAGGGACAGAGUGGCUUGUCAAUAGCAGCAGGAUACUCAUUUGGGAAGAUGGUAGCUUGGAAAUCAAUAACAUUACAAGGAAUGACGGAGGUGUCUACACGUGCUUUGCUGAAAAUAAUAGAGGGAAAGCUAAUAGCACUGGAACUCUUGUUAUCACAGAUCCCACACGAAUUAUAUUGGCCCCCAUUAAUGCCGAUAUCACUGUUGGAGAAAAUGCCACCAUGCAGUGUGCUGCGUCCUUCGACCCCGCCCUGGAUCUCACAUUUAUUUGGUCCUUCAAUGGCUAUGUGAUUGAUUUUAACAAAGAAAAUAUUCAUUACCAGAGGAAUUUUAUGCUGGAUUCCAAUGGUGAACUGCUCAUCCGAAAUGCCCAGCUGAAACAUGCUGGAAGAUACACGUGCACUGCUCAGACAAUUGUGGACAAUUCCUCAGCUUCGGCUGACCUUGUUGUACGAGGUAAAAACAGAAAAAAUGGAGAGAAAAACAUGGCGGAUCCCUUUCUCCCCGUCUGUGCAAGCCUGCCUCCAACCUGGUGACCGUUGACACUCACCCUUUGUGUGAAAGCCUGGUUUAUUUUUUAACAUGUUAUACUAGAUUUGACUAAUUAAUUCAGUCUUGUAGCUUCUGUGGUUUUUCCCCCCAACCUAGUUUUUAGAGGAUGUUUCCCCUUUCGAAACUUCUAAACAUACUUUGACAAGAAAGAUAUUUACAAAUAUAAUUAUACAGCUUCACUAAUACCAGAAAAAUGCCUAGUGAACUAACUCGGUAUAUCAUAAUGGCCAAGUGAAGUUUCGUGUUUUUUGUCCUGUUUUUAUUUGAAAUUAUAUAUCUCAGAAAUUAGCUCAUGAUCUGAAAAAGUUGAUGAAGAAAUGGUGAAUUAUAACACAGGAGUAUUGCCACCGAAUGGACUGUUUGAUUUAUUCAAGCGGGUAAUGAAAAAUAUUGCUGUCAAAUUCACUAAUGAGUCAUCUUAAUUAGAACGUAAACUAAAAGGGGCAUUACUCCAUCAUCUUUUGUAUCCCAGUGCUUUACAUAUUCUUUGUCAGGAAAGGAUGAAAACCAGCAAUAAACAAUCAGAGACUGACCAUGGCUCUGUAGGGUUUUUGGAACAGUUCCUGGGACUGGGAAGUGAAAAUGGACAACAUGUGGAGAAAAAUGUCAUUUCAGUAGUAAGAUUUAGGUGAAGAUGACUAAGCCAUUAACAACGUGCAUUUAUAUUUAAUUUUAUUAACUCCUACCAUCAGUCUCCUUGGAUCUUUUCUUUUGGGAAGAGGGUUGAUAUUUUUUAUUGGAAGGACUUGGGCUGAAGAAGGAGAUUAAAAUUGAAGUGUAUAUAAUUCUUUCUGGGACUGCUUAAAUUUCAUUGUUUGAAAAUUCCCUUACUUUCCUCCUUUGGUCAAAGAGACAUGCUUAGAAUUCUUGUUUCUUCACAAGAAAUAACUUUAUUGUUCUUAGGUUAAUUUUUAAGCAUGAGAUGUUAUAUGGGCUUCUCAUUUAGUAAUUCUAGCAGCUCCAUCUGUGGCUGGAAGAACUUUCAGAAAAAUUUUGAAGGGUAGGGAUAUGAUUCUUAGAUCAUUACAUGUGUAGUUUUAUUUAAAAAAUAAUUUAUUAGUCAUCUUAAAGGAGUAAAUGUCUCUGGCUCAAGAUGUUACUUAUGUUACUUAUUUUCAUCUUUUAUAUUUUCUCAUCUCAAUUACUGUCAGAGAGGAACUGUCCUAUAAACUAGACAUCCAGAACAACUGGCACUUUAAUAAGAUAUAAUUUGAGGAUGUUUAUGUAUCUGUAAACAUCACUGUGGAGACGUGUAUGAAUCAUCAUUAUCGGCAUCUUCCUACAUAGUCCAUACUGAAAUUGUACGACCAAGACCAGAUAGAAAUAUAGUUUUGGAAAGAAAGAAUAAAAAUUAGAAAGGAAACCAUAUGAUUAGUGUGGCCGGUACCAGGAAAGGAAGAGCACUUUUGUUUAAGUAAACUACAUCUAUAUCAAGGAGAAGAAUUAUACAGAUUUAUUUAUGUUGUCUUUACUAAUUUUCAGGCAAGAAGGGAUUUUAAUUGACACAUGUUGGUAAAGAAGCCACCUGCCCUAAUAUAAUUGAUGAUCUUUACCUCUUAGCAAUUUCCAUUUUAACCUUACUUUAUUUAAAAGGGAAAUAUAAUUUGUUUUGAAAGUUUUUUUUUGUUUCCUUAACAUCUUCAAACUUUGCAUUGGAAUUUGCUGUUUUGGUAAAAAUAAACAAUGAACUACAGGAUAUUUGUAUGUGGUGCUUUGCUUUUAAUUACUUGCUGGAGAAUUACCAGUGGAAAAGAGCAUGACACCAGGGUGACUUUCCUGCUUACACCAGUUCUAGAACAGCAAGGUUCAUAUUAAAUGUGUGUGCUAUGUGGAGUGGUGUCUCAAAAGGACCAGUAGUUUUUGAGGGUCCACUUCCAACUUUAGUUGUUUAGAAGGCCAGUCAGUGCUUAAGAGAAAGAGAGCAUGUUAGGACUACUGCCUAAUUAUUGGCACCAACUCAAGCGCUGCCUAGGGUAUGAUCACAGCUCAUCUACACCCUAUUUAAUCCUGAAGGGUCCUAAUUUCAAAUCUGUCCUAUUUGAAUUCUCAAAAAAAUAAGUCUCAAUAAUUGAUUGAGAAAAUAUGGUCCGCUUAUAAUGUGUGAAUAAUCAUUUAGGAAAUACAUUUUUCCUACUAUCUUUCCUCAAAUGUCUAAACUCUUCUUCAUUAACUGUUACUAACUUCUAAAGAAGAAAUAACAGAAUUAAUAAAUAAUUGUAUUUCUGCUCAUUUUUCUUUCUAAUUACAUAUGAGUGAGAAACUGAGUGGAAAUUGCAUCUGUAUUUCAGUCAUAUGUACUUUUUUUUCCCUAAAGACAUUAGUAAAAUUCAGAAAAGAUUAACAAGUACCUUUAUGGUGGUCAAGAUAGACUGGGGUUAUAUUGAGUAUGAAGUUAUAAAUGGGUCAUGUGUUUAUCCUCAUUUAUCUGAGCUAACAAAUAAGAUAAAGAUCUAAAAAGCUAUGAUCAAUGUAUCACAGGUUCUGUCAUUUUUUCUAAAAUAUACACUUGUGCCCAAGUAAUUCAUGUUCUCCCCAAUAAGAAAGGUUACCAGUAGAAAGCUAUCAGUACCAUUUUUAAAUGAGAUGCUGAUAAUGCUGUUUUUAAACUAUUGCUUUUAGCACAGUUGUUGAAGAGUUGGUCUCAGCAGCAAAUUGAUUGGGUUCAAAUCCUAACUUUGCCAUUUACUAGUUGGGUGACCAUGGCCAUUUUAUUUUUUUUUAUCCCUGUUUGUGUUUCCUCAUCUGUAAAAUAGGGAAAAUAAUAGCACCUGCCUGAUAGGUUUAUUAGUAAGAACUACAAAAGAUUGGCAUUGACUCAGAUAUAAUAAGUACUCAGUAGAAGGUAUAAUUUUAUUAAAAUAUGCAAUAUACAUUUCAUUAAUAAUUUUAUGUCAUGUACAUUUUAUGUUCUUAUGAGUUGAUAACUUGUUUAUAUAAUACAAUCAAAUCCAAGAGGACAACAGUGUAAACUUACAGGCGCUCAGGUAGUUCUUUGGAGGUCUUCUGCAGACAGGUGCAUUUGACCUGCAUGAUCAGAGUUUGCAAAUAGCAGGUUUCUCAUGCCAGGAAACCCUGUCUCUUGUCCUGACUGUGCACUCUGCCACUGGCUAGCUGUGUGAUUAUGACAAUAACCCUUAUAGAAUUCAGCAUCCUUUUAUAAAACAUACAGACAUUGGCUUAAGUGACCUCUAAAAUAUAUGUGACCUACACUAAAUAUCGAAAUGUUUCCAUUAUUUGCCUGUAGUCAAUGAUUUAGUAGUAAAAAUGUUGAGAACCUAGAGAAAUUUAGGGGAAGAGAAUGGGGAUGCAGCAAAAGAACCUCUGCAUUGAACCACUGGUGAUAGGGGACCAUCCUGACCAUUUCCAGUCCUUCACUAGAUAAAAAAGUGACUGAAACAAGCCUCAGUAAUUAUUUGUAGACUCCUUUAGCUAACUUUGCAGAACACACAACGUAGAAGCAUAACACUAACAAAGACUUUGGUAGAUUAUUACUUAUCCUUCACUGGUGGGAUUUUUAUGGAGUAGUCUCAAUCAGCAAUCUCCAGGAAGGAAAUUUAACACAAGAGAGAAAGAACAUAAUGGGUGAAAAACAAAACUAGACAGAAGAUAAUCUAAGUAGAAAAGGAAAAACUGUCCUUAGAGGCAUCCUCCACCUGAAAAAGUACAGAAAAGGUAACACAAAGAAAGAUAGGGAUUGAAUACUGAUUUUGAAUGGGAAAAGAUGCAAAAAAAUUAACACUGAAGUUUGUACUGUUAAUUUUAUAACAGAGGAAUUCAGUCAGCUGGAUAGACCGAACACAAUUAUUGGUGUCCACUCUUGGCGACAUUCUGUCAGCAUUCGGAUAAAAAUAGCAGCACUAUUGUAGGAAUAUGAUCUAUGAGCUUAAUAAAACAUACUUCAGAAACUCCAGGGCAUGGGAUGGGGGGAAGAUGGUUACAAGAGAGGGGUAAAGAUAACACUGUAUUCAUAAAAGGAAAAAAAAGCGUGCUUUAAAUAUUCCCCAUCUCAUUUUCUUCUCAUUAUUUUUUCUUUUUCCAGCUCCCCAAGUAUUUAAUGAUAGUGAGAGUAAUUGAUGAAAAGUCUUUGCCAGGACUAGUCAGAGAAAUAUUCCCUUUCCUUUUAUUCCCCACCCCAGAUCUUUAAUAAUUAAAGUAUUACAGAUUAUAAAAGGAAGAAAUAAAUGGAAGGCUAAAAUAAUUUGUCAUCUAAUGAAUCUAGGCAUUGAAACUGCAGGUCAAAUUUCAAAGGUCCUUUCCAUCUGACCAAUUUCUCUGUUUCAUGAUAAUUUAACUUUGGGAUAAGUAGUGUUUUUAGGAAUCACUAACUAUCUGACCAAGGACAACCUAAAAAACUGGAAAGAGAUAUUAGUAAAGAAAUAAGGAAAUAA
Galeopterus variegatus (Sunda flying lemur) is the source of this 7020-nucleotide messenger RNA. It is a transcript of the gene CNTN1, whose product is annotated as contactin 1. Gene Ontology annotation, molecular function: cell-cell adhesion mediator activity. Lineage: Eukaryota; Metazoa; Chordata; Mammalia; Dermoptera; Cynocephalidae. Gene Ontology annotation, biological process: brain development; cell-cell adhesion. The transcript has 17 exons. The record is from RefSeq and is a predicted model, not a curated record. The coding region runs from base 733 to 2616 and encodes 627 amino acids.